AUGUCUCCUACGACCGUAAAUGAAGUUCUCGCCUUCCAGAACCGCGACCAACCUUCAGUCGGACACAUAAAUUCGCUCCCUGCUGAUGUCCUGCUCGACAUCUUUGAGCAAUAUGUGAGGCCGGGACCGAUAUACCCAGAGGCUGCAUGCUGGAUGGGCGAACCUCCCAGCGCAAGGGCUAUCGAAUACCUCCACGAUCGUGGCAAAAACUCACCCUUCAUCAUCGACCAAGUCUGCCAAACAUGGCGCCAGCUCUGUCGUAGCAACUCGGGUCUCUACAGCGACAUUCACAUCGUCGAUCCCAAGCCGCAGGACGUGGUGAGAGUCAAGACAAUGCUCAAGUUGUCCAAAGACCGGCCUCUACGUGUCUUCUUACAGGACAGACAAUGCACACAUCCGGCGACCCAAGUCAGCGUGACCGCAGGGCAAGGCACUGCUAGAAGGGACCAAUCGGAGCAACGCUCGGACCACCUCGUCUCGUGGAAUCGGAUCCUUCAAUCGGUACUCUCAACGCCCAGAAUCGAAAAGCUAUACCUGACGAUCACCCACGAGGCUUCCUCUCAAUGCUGGAGAAACACGUGGGAAAUGAGAGAAACCAAUUGGGACCAUAUCACCUUCCCACUUCUCACCACUCUGUACGUCAGCAUGGGCUUCAAGCAGAACAUGGCCGAAAACAUUUUCGUCAGAGACCUCGUCUCCCGCACGUGCGCGACGUCACCAAGGCUCACGGACGUGCGCUUCGAUUCCAUAUUUUCCUUGUUUCACCUCACCGGCGGUGACGAGGUUGGACCGAACGAGCUGAGACCCACCGCCAAAAUGAUUCCCUGGCGAAACCUCACUUCCCUCAGCAUGUGCGUUCGAUACUUGGGCAAGGCCUUGACGAUAUUGGGUCAAUGCCCCUUGCUCCAAACCGUCGAACUCUACGGGAUUAGAAACACAAUGUUCCCAGACACUCUGAUAGCAUCCGCCAACGGUGACAUGACCUCUCUCCAGCAGGAACAGAACCUCGUUCGGGAACCCGUAAACCUCCCUUUCCUGUGGAGCCUUUUCCUGUCGAUGGGUGACACAGUCGCGGAUACGUUCGAGCCUCUUCUCUAUCUCAAGGCACCGGCCCUCAAGUGUCUCACCCUUCAGCGCACCGAACAGCGACAGACUGGCGUUAUCCCCUUUGAGAUGCAACGCGACGCGUUGCUGGGUGCCCUAACCGUAUUCACAAACGGAACCCGAGAUGCCGGAUCCAAACCUUUACGAAUAUGCAGCAAUGGUGCGCUGGAGAUGUGGGGUACCAGCAAAUCCUCUCACACCCCAUCUUCCAGGGCAUUCUAUGGCUCAAGGUCGACGAUGUGGUCGGCGAAGAGACCCUGGAAUGGCUAA
Coprinopsis cinerea okayama7#130 is the source of this 1374-nucleotide messenger RNA. RefSeq lists its product as hypothetical. Bases 1 to 1374 code for a protein of 457 amino acids. The record is from RefSeq and is a predicted model, not a curated record. The transcript has a single exon. NCBI's taxonomy places the organism in Eukaryota, Fungi, Basidiomycota, Agaricomycetes, Agaricales, Psathyrellaceae.